Messenger RNA from Durio zibethinus, 2037 nucleotides. Its product is annotated as signal peptide peptidase-like 3. Gene Ontology annotation, cellular component: lumenal side of endoplasmic reticulum membrane; cytoplasmic side of endoplasmic reticulum membrane; Golgi-associated vesicle membrane. Lineage: Eukaryota; Viridiplantae; Streptophyta; Magnoliopsida; Malvales; Malvaceae. Gene Ontology annotation, molecular function: aspartic endopeptidase activity, intramembrane cleaving. The record is from RefSeq and is a predicted model, not a curated record. Gene Ontology annotation, biological process: membrane protein proteolysis.
ACUAUUUAUUACUGAUUUACACGUAACUCUGCGCAUUCUCUGCCCAAACCGUUCGGUUUAUUUGCAAAAGGAAACGUGUUUUUCUCUGACGGGAACGCGACCAAAAAAUAUUUCAACUAACAAAAAAAAAUUAUAAUUUCCCUUUCUCGUCUCAAUCAUCUAACUUUCCUUAGAGAAAGAGAAAGAAAUCCGCUCCAAUCAAAAAUUUGCCACACCACUAUGUCGAUUCCUCUGGGGAGCCGACGCCGCUUUUUGGCGGCUCUUCCUUUAUUAUUUUUCGUGACUUUUUCAUUUGCCGUAGCCGCCACUGCCGACGAUGAUUCUCAGGAUGAUGGCCCCAAGUUACCUUCCUGUAACAAUCCUUUCAAAUUGGUCAAGUUGAAGAUCUGGGUUGAUGGUGUUGAAGGUGAAGAUUUAGCUGGGUUAACUGCUAGCUUUGGAGCAUCAUUGCCUGAGGAAGCCAACAAAAGUCCCAAAUUGCCUACAGUUUUCUCAAAUCCCCUAAAUGGCUGUUCUAAUUCUUCUUCAAAGCUAUCUAGUUCUGUAGUCUUGUCUACACGUGGUGAUUGUGACUUCAUAACUAAGGCAAAAGUUGCACAGUCAGGAGGUGCUGCAGCCUUGCUGGUGAUAAAUGACAAAGAAGAGCUUUACAAGAUGGUUUGUUCUGAGAAUGAUACUUCUUUAAAUAUUUCAAUACCUGUUGUGAUGAUUCCAAAAUCAGCGGGAGAUUUAGUUAACAAAUCUAUGGCAGACAAACGUGUGGAACUUUUAUUAUAUGCACCAACUCGUCCUGUCAUGGAUUAUUCAGUGAUAUUUUUGUGGGCAAUGGCUGUUGGCACAAUUGUUACUGCUUCACUUUGGCAAGAGUUUGGUACUUCUCAGCAUACUGGUGAACAUUAUAAUGAAUUAUUGCCAAAGGAAUCUUCCAAAACUGGAACAGGCAGUAGUGAUGAUGAGGAAAUCCUUGAUAUUAGUGCAAAGGGUGCUGUAGUUUUUGUGAUAACAGCGUCCGCUUUUCUGGUGCUACUCUAUUUUUUCAUGUCCACUUGGUUUGUCUGGUUGCUGAUUGUACUCUUCUGCAUUGGUGGUGUUCAGGGGAUGCACAAUUGCAUUAUGACGCCAAUAGUAAGAAAAUGUAGAAAUUGUCCACAGAAGACACUGAAUUUGCCUCUCUGUGGGGAGGUUUCUAUUGUCUCAUUUGUGGUUGCAAUAUUCUGCCUGAUAUUCGCUGUUGUCUGGGCUGUCAAUCGGCGAGCCUCAUAUUCAUGGGUGGGCCAAAAUAUUCUUGGUAUCUGUUUGAUGAUAACAGUCUUACAGUUGGCUCGACUACCUAAUAUCAAGGUUGCUACAGUGCUUCUCUGUUGUGCAUUUGUUUAUGACAUCUUCUGGGUCUUCCUAUCACCACUUAUAUUCCAUCAGAGUGUGAUGAUUGCAGUUGCUCGAGGUGACAAUAGUGGUGGAGAAUCAAUUCCUAUGCUCUUGAGAGUUCCUAGAGUUUUUGAUCCAUGGGGUGGCUAUGAUAUGAUUGGAUUUGGGGAUAUUCUAUUUCCUGGUUUGCUUGUUGCAUUUGUUUUCAGAUAUGAUAAAGAAAACAAGAAGCAUCUUGCCAAUGGGUAUUUUCUUUGGUUGAUAAUUGGCUAUGGAUUCGGCCUCUUCUUUACAUACCUUGGGUUAUAUCUAAUGGAUGGGCAUGGUCAACCUGCACUCCUCUAUCUCGUUCCUUGUACGCUAGGUGUUGCUGUUAUAUUAGGUUUAGUAAGAGGAGAGCUAAAAGGGCUUUGGAAUUACAGCCCGGAGUCAUCUUCCACGGAAAAUCCCUCUGGAGAAGCUUGAUGCAGGUGUGUCAUUUUUGUUUGUGCAAAAAUUGUGGGCAGGCAGAUAUAACUUCAAGCAUAGGGUAAUUUUUGUACUUUUUGUUGUUAAUAUUUAACUGAUUCCAGUGCCAUUGGAAUGGCAUGAUGUACAAUGUUGUGAGAAGAGAAAUAUAAUCAAGUAAUUUUCAGUUCUUUUUCUUCAAUUAAUAUACAUGUUGCUUGA